ACUUGAUAAGAAUAUCAGUGGGCUGUUCUUAGCUUUGUAUGGUAACCAAUUUCAAUAUGGCUAAGACAAUCAAUUCGAAAGGAUUGACUUUGGCCUUCUUGGUUGCCAUUCUUUGUUACCGAGCAAAAGGCUGCGAUGAUGUCAGCAGAAAGGCGUGUCAGCAACUGACGUCACAGAACACGGAACUCUGUAAUGACGCCUGUUUCUCCAGUGUUUGUCAAAGAUCUUGUGGAAAGUGUGCUCUGAGAUGUUUUUCGUGCUCUGAAGUGGAUCGAUUAAACCAAUGCAAUACUACGACAGAGUGUCCUUCCACUGAUCAUCAAUGCAUCUCGGUGAAAUCGUUCAACAGUCAGUUUAAAGAAGUUUACAAACUAGGCUGUGCAAUUGGAAGUAUUUGUGACACUGAGAGUUUAGAGACAUCCUGUUGUACAUAUGAUCUUUGCAACAAUAAGACUCCCACCACCACUGUCAUAACGACAACAACUACUGUUCCUUCCACCACCACAACUCCGCGAUCAACACCCUCUCCGACCACAUCAACUAUAAAUCCUACAGCAAACACAGAAACAACUAUGGAAACCACCAUGGUGACCAGAGGAACAGAUGGAACGGGAGUUCUUUUAGUCGGUAAACGAGAAAACAACGACCCCCUUUGUUUGGAAAGUUCUCCAGGUAUCUGUCAGGAGCUUGUUGCUUCAGACCCCAACGUCUGCUCCAAGGAUUGCAUAAAAUCCAUGUGUCCAGUCUCUUGCGGAAAAUGCAAAACCUGCUACGAUUGUUCAUACGUCGCGGACUCUGAUCUGUGUAACAUGACGUCAAUAUGCAAGCAUGACGAGCUUUGUUAUGGACUAGAAACUGUUAACUCCUACCGUGAACAUGGAUUUAGACUUGGUUGUGCUCCUCAGCAGGUCUGCGAUUCGAUUGCAAGUAUUUCCACAAAUACCUUUGGCAGAAGGUCACAGAGAGAUUUGAUUGGCGGAUGUUGUGGUGACAACUUGUGUAAUACUCACAUAAAACCGAUAACAACACCAACACCUGAACCGAAAACAACAGUGUCAUCGACGACCCCUUCAACAACUACGGAGAACUUCUGCCACUGUCCUCCUAAUGCGCACACCUACAACCAGGACUGUUUCUUUGUCUCCAAUGUUACAUUUACCAGAAAUGAUGCAAAGUCUUUUUGUCAGUCUCGCUGUGCUAACCUGGCGAGGUUUCAAUCUUCAGCUGAACUUCGUGUAAUAGAGAGAGAAAUUUAUCAGCAUUUUCUUCAUCAUUCCACAGGACGACGUUUCAUCUAUGAUACACUCUAUGGUCCUCAUGGUGUUUUUAUCGACGCUGUUUACGACCCCAGAAGGCACUGGAUUUGGGAGACAACACAGGAGAGGAUUUCACACGAUGUAUACCAGAACCAGACCAACCCUCAUCAUCAUCACUGUGCUGUGACUAAUUAUUAUUUCCUGCGCUCCCAUAUCAGGCCAGUGGAAUGUGACUCUUCUCAUUACGCGCUGUGUCUUCUCGAUAGACCACGUGUAUUUUGAGAAAAAAAACUUGCAUUUGCAAGAUGCACAUUUUGGCACGAUUCGUAAAUAAAAUGCUUGAAACAAUA
Messenger RNA from Ostrea edulis (European flat oyster), 1606 nucleotides. RefSeq lists its product as uncharacterized. The record is from RefSeq and is a predicted model, not a curated record. Lineage: Eukaryota; Metazoa; Mollusca; Bivalvia; Ostreida; Ostreidae. The transcript has 12 exons. Bases 39 to 1538 code for a protein of 499 amino acids.